This is a messenger RNA of Alternaria rosae, 1250 nucleotides long. RefSeq names its product regulator of Vps4 activity in the MVB pathway-domain-containing protein. Bases 198 to 1127 code for a protein of 309 amino acids. The transcript has 3 exons. NCBI's taxonomy places the organism in Eukaryota, Fungi, Ascomycota, Dothideomycetes, Pleosporales, Pleosporaceae. Gene Ontology annotation, biological process: protein transport. The record is from RefSeq and is a predicted model, not a curated record.
GAAGCGGAGAUGUCAUCAGCCAGUGCACCGCCACAACCCAAGCCGCUGAACCCCACCAAGACAUCCCUACGCGUGUCCCGCCUCCAGGUCCCAGCCCAACCACUAGCUCCAGCCAACACCAGACGCCUGCACGACAAUCAACAACGCCGUAAACGCAAUUACCACACGUACUCAAAGAUUAUCGCCUACUAGACAAGAUGGCGCCCACAGUCUCCUUAGUCAACAAGCUCAAGGUACAGCUCAAGCUGUCAAUAUCGCGACUGCGCAUGGUCCAGCAAAAAGAUAGCGCCAAAGUAAAACAGCAGAGGAGGGAGAUGGCACAACUGAUCGAGGUCGGCAAAGUACAGUCAGCGCGCAUACGCGUAGAAAACAUAAUCCGGACCGACAUCACUACGGAACUGCACGAGAUCCUCGAACUCUACUGCGAACUCCUCCUCGCGCGCUCCCAACUCCUCGAAUCGCAAGUCUCCUCCUCCAACACCACCUCCGCAUCCACCUCCACCCUCCUCGAUCCAGCGCUAGAAGAAGCCGUCCGCAGCAUAAUAUACGCCGCGCCGCGAACCGAGAUUAAGGAACUACAUACCGUGAGGGCGCUGUUGGUGGAUAAGUUCGGAAAGGAUGUCGCAUUGGCUAGCAUGGAGGGAGAAGGUGUUGCGGAGAGGGUUAUGAAGAAGUUGAAAGUUGAGACACCGAAGGAGGAGCUGGUCGAAGCAUACAUGACGGAAAUUGCGCGAUUCUACGGAGUACCAUACGGCACCGUCAAGAGUGAAGACGAAGACGAAGACGACGACGACGAGCCAUCAGGCGGCGUAGCAGAAAAGGUAGACCUCGAUCUCGAAGACCCCAUAUCCACCGAUGACAGCACGAGCAAAAAGGCAGAAGAAAGGGAAGCGCUGGCGAAAGCAUCAACACCCAAGAAACUUGGUCCGCAAAGUCCGCUGCGAGUUGUUCCACCCAGCCCCAGUACAGAUAAUGUAGCGCCGAGGUUGAAGUUGCCGGGCAGUGCGGCGGCGAAAAUAGCGAAGAGCGAGGCGAAUACGAAGAAGCCGGCUAAGAAAGAGGAUGGGCUGGGCAAGAUUCCGGAUGUGGAUGAGCUUUCUAGACGGUUUGCCGAGUUGAAGAGGUGAUGUUGGUGAGACUGAGGCUUUGGUUGUUUGGCGUGGAAUCGGUGAUUACAUGGUCCACAGUCUUUGAUUUCGACGAUUAGCAUGGUAGGAGUGCGCUGUCCCAACUGCGGAUUCAGCAUGUUG